AUGAACAGCUUACGAACGCAAGCGCGGGCGCGAUUUCUGUCAGAACAGAAGUUCAAGUAUGGUGCCGAAUUACACGAUGCUAAAAUAUCGCUGUUAACCGUGGCGCAAUAUACGAAAGUCGAGACAACUGUCAAACUAACAGAUAUUCAUUGGUCCCAGACUUCUGAGAUCUGUGACCAGAUCAAUACCACUAUCCCCAAGAACGGCGACGCGACAGCAACAGCAUCAAUGCGGCUGAUAAGCUUUGAGCGUGAUUUUGACGGAGUCCUUUAUAUCGACCAGCGAACUUUCCUGGACAUCUUUGACGACUUCGGGUAUGAUCCGUACUGGCUUAGCAUGAUACUGUCUUCGACGUACGGGUUCUUCUCUCGUAUGAAGGAAGGUGGCACGCAGUAUACUUGCUACCUACAUACCGUGUCGUAUACGAUGCUAUGGACUUACGACUCUCAUGAGAUGACAACCAAAGCCGUGCUCAUUCCCCGAGAACGUUCCCAAUAUCCUCAGCGGAUCUUUAAGAGUGUGAUAGACACCAUCAUCUACCACAAGGAUCUUGUGAGCGACGCGCGGUUCUGUCCUCUCGUGUGUGCCAUACAGAUGGUCCGUUGGAUCGAAGGCACUGCUUUCGAAAACUUGGCCCGCAUUCGAUCCAUAGAGAUUACCACUGGCCAUGGCGCAUGGCAUGGUGUGCAGCACGACUCUCCUCCAAGUACGGAUGAGCUAAUGAAGGACUCUAAGCGGCUAGGGUUCGUACUUACAGAUCUCGCAAAUAUCUCCCGGCACGCUUGCAUUGUGAGAGCAGUCCUCGACGACCUUGCAUCAGCCCAGCCAUUGUCAUCUCGGCAAUCGGCGCUUGCGCAAUCCUCGAACACCACCAGUGACCCAAGCCCCUUCGAUGACAUUGUCGAUGCUGCAUCAAUGUUGGGAGGCCAGACGAAAUCGGGCGAACUGCAGGCGGGCUACCUCCAAGAGCGAGGCCGCACACAACAGGCUGUAAUCUUCAAUCUACUCACACGCGAAGAUGCGAAGGUUAGCAAGGAGAUUGCACUAGCAGCACGAAAAGAUAGUUACUCGAUGAAGACUAUCGCGAUCAUGACCAUGAUCUUCCUGCCUCCUACCUUCUUCGCUACUCUUUUCGCUAUGCCUUUACUCAAGUGGGACGGACCAAAGGUCAUACAUCCAAGCUUUGGCAUCUAUUGGGCUGCCUCCCUACCAACCACUGCGGCAGUACUUCUGGUCUGGCAUUGGAUGUCUUCCGAGGAGACCAUCUUCGCUAAGGGACAAAACACCAAGAUGCCUCUCAUUGCGCAGAACCCCAAAGACCGAGUCAUCCUCGGAUUGAUGACAUUCGGUCCCGACGAGACCAGCGGCGCGCGCAUCACAGAGUUUGAUGAAUUCACCAAGCAUCUCGACUACUUCCAAUCCCAGGGCUACGAUGAGAUCGACACGGCGCGCAUGUACGUUGGUGGCAAGCAAGAGGCAUGGACGCGCCAGGCGGGGUGGAAGGACCGCGGCUUUACUCUCGCCACCAAGGUGUAUCCUUAUGAGGCUGGCGUUCACAAGCCUGAUAGGCUGAAGGAGCAUUUCGAGACUAGUCUCAAAGAGCUGGGAGCAGACUGUGUCGACAUCUUCUACCUGCACGCGCCGGACCAUUCCGUGCCAUUCGAGGAGACACUCGGUGCUGUGAAUGAGCUGCACAAGCAGGGCAAGUUUGUCAAUUUGGGUCUUUCCAAUUUCGCUGCGUGGGAAGUUGCGGAGGUGUACAAUAUCUGCAAGGAGCGAGGCUGGGUGAAGCCGACCAUCUACCAGGCCAUGUACAACGCAAUUACUCGCGCCAUCGAACCCGAGCUCAUCCCAGCAUGCCGCAAAUACGGCAUCGACAUCGUCAUCUACAACCCCCUAGCCGGCGGUCUCUUCUCCGGCAAGAUCAAAUCCAAAGACAUCAAGCCCGACGAAGGCCGUUUCGGCACCAAAGCAGACCGCGUCGGCAGCAUGUACCGCGACCGCUACUUCAAAGACGCCACGUUCCAGGCUCUGAAGAUUGCUGAAGACGCUGCGCAGAAGCACGACCUGACGCUGCUCGAGAUAGCGCUGCGCUGGUGUGUCCACCACUCUGAACUGAAGACACGAGUCAAGGGCGGAAAUGAUGGUGUAAUCAUUGGUGUGAGCAGCUUGAAGCAGUUGGAAGGUAAUCUUGCGGAUUUGGAGAAGGGCCCGCUGCCUGAUGAUGUGGUGAAGGCGUUGGAUGAGGCUUGGAUGGCUGCUAAGGCUACGGCACCGACUUACUUCCGUUGA
This is a messenger RNA of Alternaria novae-zelandiae, 2292 nucleotides long. RefSeq lists its product as uncharacterized. The transcript has 5 exons. The record is from RefSeq and is a predicted model, not a curated record. Lineage: Eukaryota; Fungi; Ascomycota; Dothideomycetes; Pleosporales; Pleosporaceae. Bases 1 to 2292 code for a protein of 763 amino acids. Gene Ontology annotation, molecular function: oxidoreductase activity.